Messenger RNA from Gracilinanus agilis (Agile Gracile Mouse Opossum), 3417 nucleotides. It is a transcript of the gene TARS3, whose product is annotated as threonyl-tRNA synthetase 3. NCBI's taxonomy places the organism in Eukaryota, Metazoa, Chordata, Mammalia, Didelphimorphia, Didelphidae. Gene Ontology annotation, biological process: threonyl-tRNA aminoacylation. Bases 598 to 3003 code for a protein of 801 amino acids. Gene Ontology annotation, molecular function: ATP binding; threonine-tRNA ligase activity. The transcript has 19 exons. The record is from RefSeq and is a predicted model, not a curated record. Gene Ontology annotation, cellular component: cytoplasm.
CAAGGAAAGUAUCUGACCAUGUCUGAAAACCUGGAUGGGAGGGAAAGGGUUGGGAGGGAAAUCAUUUCGGUUGAUUGCAGACUCAGAGCCUGCCACCCCGUGGUGGCCAACGGUAUGGAAGAGAGGCAUAGCCGAGGGAAGAAAUCAAUAGUCUAGUAGACGGUUCUGGGGUAAGGAUGGUCCCUUUUUAGAAAUAGAGCUGUCAAGAUGGGAAGAUGGCUAGGGGAGGAAAAAAGAUUACUGUUUAGUGGUCAUAAAUACAGCAUUUCAGAGUUGAAAGGGACUUCGAGUUACUUAAACUCUCUUGCCUCAGUUUCCUCAUCUGUAAAAUAAAUAGUUCGGACAAGAUGAUCUCCAAGGUCGCAUCCAACCCAAAUCCCGGGGUUGUAGGAAAGCUAGAAAAGUGUCAGUGAUACUGGUUGGGCCUCGCUCGCAGCGCGGUGGCGGCCUCUCAGCUGAGUGGUCCCAGGCGCCGACGGCCUGCUCUCCCCUCGCGGCCACACCCGCACUUCCCUCCCCAACCCCCACCCCUCCCCUGGGUCUCGGGGCAGCAGCUGCUGCGGCGGCGGCUGCGGCGGCAGCGGCAGGGGCAGGAUCAUGGCUGCCGACGCGGUGGCCUCUCGUCUGGCGCGGCAGGAGCAGGACAUUCGCUGGCUAACUGCGGAGAUUGGGCGCCUGAAGGAGCAGCAGCAGCAGCCGGGGCCCUGGCCACGUUGGGCCGGCAGCCCCAGCCCGGAGCUCGAACGCCUGCGGGGCGAGAACGAAAAGCUGCGCUACCGGCUCCAGCACUUGAGGCGCAGCCUAGAAACUGAGCUGAGCCGGGGACCCGAGCCGUCCCGCGAGGCCUCCGGAGUCCGAGACGGAGCCCAAGCCCAGCUUUCUUCUACCACAAACCAAAAGGAUGUUCAGAGUAAAAAUAAAAAGGAGAAGAAAAAAGAAAAUGAAAUUGUAAAUGGCCUUAAGAGUGAGUUAUAUAGUGGGCCAAACUUCAUAGAAGAUAGACUGAUGCUUUAUGAAACAUUGAAGAGAGAGCAUGACACCUUGCUUGCCCAUAGAGCAGCAAACGAGAGCAAAUUGAUCAAAAUAAUGCUGAUUGAUGGAAAAAUAGUUGAAGGGGAGUCUUGGAAAACAACACCAUAUGAAGUUGCUGCUGGAAUUAGUCAAGGACUGGCUGAUAACACAGUAAUAGCCAAAGUAAACGGUGAAUUAUGGGAUUUGGAUCGCCCAUUGGAAGAAGAUUCAACAUUAGAGUUACUUAGGUUUGAUAAUGAGGAAGCUCAGGCAGUAUACUGGCAUUCUAGUGCUCAUAUUCUUGGAGAAGCAAUGGAAAGUUAUUAUGGAGGCUGCUUAUGUUAUGGCCCACCUAUUGAAAAUGGAUUUUAUUAUGAUAUGUUCAUUGAAGACAGAGGAGUAUCCAGUACAGAAUUUCCAACAUUAGAGAACAUGUGUAAAACUAUUAUGAAAGAGAAGCAACCUUUUGAAAGAUUAGAAAUCAAAAAAGAAAUCCUUUUGGAAAUGUUUAAGUAUAAUAAAUUUAAAUGCCGCAUCCUGAAUGAGAAGGUUGACACUCCAACUACCACAGUGUACAGGUGUGGUCCACUGAUUGACCUUUGUAGAGGUCCACAUGUAAGACACACUGGAAAAAUUAAAGCCAUAAAAAUAUUUAAGAAUUCCUCAACCUAUUGGGAAGGAAAGGCUGAUAUGGAGACUUUGCAAAGAGUCUAUGGAAUAUCCUUUCCUGAUAAUAAGAUGAUGAAAACUUGGGAAAAGUUUCAAGAAGAAGCAAAAAAUAGAGAUCAUAGGAAAAUUGGAAAGGAACAGGAACUUUUCUUUUUUCAUGAUCUGAGCCCUGGAAGCUGUUUUUUCCUCCCAAGAGGAGCUUUUAUCUAUAAUACACUCAUGGACUUUAUAAAAGAGGAAUAUCAUCGGCGUAAUUUUACAGAAGUCAUAUCUCCUAAUGUCUACAACAGUAAACUCUGGGAAACAUCAGGUCACUGGCAGCAUUAUAGCGAAAAUAUGUUUUCUUUUGAUAUUGAGAAGGAGACAUUUGCACUUAAACCCAUGAACUGUCCAGGGCACUGUUUGAUGUUUGCUCAUCGUCCACGUUCCUGGAGGGAAAUGCCUAUCAGACUAGCGGAUUUUGGGGUCCUUCACAGAAAUGAACUGUCUGGAACUUUAAGUGGUUUAACUCGUGUCCGACGAUUCCAGCAGGAUGAUGCACACAUUUUUUGCAUGAUGGAGCAAAUUGAAGAAGAAAUGAAGGGAUGCUUAGAAUUUUUACAAUCAGUUUAUACAGUAUUUGGAUUUUCCUUUCAAUUAAAUCUUUCUACACGGCCUGAAAACUUCCUAGGAGAAAUUGAAAUAUGGAACCACGCUGAAGAGCAACUUCAAAACAGCUUGAAGGAAUUUGGAAAACCAUGGAAAUUAAACCCAGGAGAUGGAGCAUUUUAUGGACCCAAAAUUGACAUCAAAAUCAAAGAUGCUAUUGGCAGGUACCACCAAUGUGCCACUAUUCAGCUUGAUUUUCAACUACCCAUCAGAUUUAAUCUUACAUAUGUUAGUAAGGAUAGUGAUGAUAAAACAAGACCAGUGAUCAUUCACAGGGCUAUUCUGGGUUCAGUGGAGAGAAUGAUAGCCAUUCUUUCAGAAAACUAUGGAGGAAAAUGGCCUUUCUGGCUGUCUCCAUGUCAAGUAAUGGUAAUCCCUGUAGGGCCAACUUGUGAAGAAUAUGCACUACAGAUAUCUAAGGAAUUUUUCGAAGCGGGAUUCAUGGCUGAUGUUGAUCUAGAUCAAAGCUGCACACUAAAUAAGAAAAUACGAAAUGCACAACUGGCUCAAUAUAAUUUUAUUUUAGUGGUUGGAGAAAAAGAAAAACUGAACAAUGCUGUAAAUGUUCGAACCAGAGACAAUAAAGUUCAUGGUGAGGUUUCAAUAGCAUCCGCCAUUAAUAAAUUGAAGAAACUAAAAGAGUCACGUACAUUAAAUGCAGAGGAAGAAUUUUGAAAUACCUGUCUGCUGCUGGGCAAAGUCAAGGCACUUUCCAAUACUUGAACAUACAAUUCCUUUCCUUACCCUCCUAAAAUUUUCCUCUUGCCAGAGCUUUGUGCUUCCUGACAAGAACAAGAUAUGGAUAAAAAAGGAGAAUUUCUAUGAUUCUGUUUGAUUAUCUAUUAUUCUAAAAUAAAUGUAAAUUUUGCAGGUGUUGGGCUGGUAAUAAAAGAAAAUUUAGGGAAAUUUUCAAGGAAAAAUGAUGGUUUGGAGUGUGUUUGUUAAAUAAUUGGAAAGGGAAAAUAAUGAUAAAUGUACAUUUAGUGAUAUUCCUGAAGGUUAUUUAAGUUUUUCAAAAGACAGAUGAACUUAUAAUAAAAGCCUGUGAAGCUUUUCGAUACACAAAUACAAUCUUAUUUUGUUUUAUAA